Eriocheir sinensis (Chinese mitten crab) is the source of this 4884-nucleotide messenger RNA. RefSeq lists its product as uncharacterized. The record is from RefSeq and is a predicted model, not a curated record. The transcript is spliced from 2 exons. NCBI's taxonomy places the organism in Eukaryota, Metazoa, Arthropoda, Malacostraca, Decapoda, Varunidae. Gene Ontology annotation, cellular component: extracellular matrix. Bases 25 to 4746 code for a protein of 1573 amino acids.
AAUCCUCAACUCUGGGUGGCGGUGAUGGUGCUGGUCAUAACUACACGCACGCCCACGGCUGCCAGAACGCCCACGCCCAUGGUCACCUCAGCCGCCCACGAGACCAGGGAACACCUCAACUACACCUUACCGAUUCUUGUGGUGCGGGAGAACCUGUCUUACCGCCCCUCUCAAGACGACGCCCGCACGAGACUUACAGCUGAGGCGGGGAGGGAGAGGAAGAAGGACGAGGAGGAGGAGGAGGACAGAUUAUUUAGUGGACCAAGGGAAGACGAAGCGAUAUCCAGCCUGUUCCCGUCACCCAGCAACCUUCCAAGACUUCCAACAGGGCCGAAGGGAGAGAGGAAGAAGGGCGAGAAGGAGGAGGAGGAGAAAGAGAAGGAAGGGAACAGAUUCUUUAGUGGGCCAAACCAAGAAGAGAGACGUUCCAACCUCUUCUCUUCAUCCAGUGACCUUCCAAGACCUUCAAUUGAGGCGAAGAGAGAGAGGAAGGAGAAGGAGGAGGCAGAGAAGGGAGGGGACAGAUUCUUUAGUGGGUCAAACCAAGAAGAGAGACUUUCCAACCUCUUCUCUUCAUCCAGUGACCUUCCAAGACUUUCAAUUGAGGCGAAGAGACGAAGGAACAAGAACGAGGAGGAGGGAAGCGACAGACUCUUUAGUAAAACAAUUGAAGAAGCGAGACUUUCCGAGCUGUUCCCGACUUCCAGAGCAAACAAGAACACGAAUGAGAGGUUACCGAAGUCAGACAGGGACGAGAAGGAGGAGGGAAAGGAGGAACUGAGCAGAUUAUUCAGUAAACUAGAGGAAGAGGCGAUUUCCGAGCUGUUCCCUUCACCCACACCGAACCAGAACACGAGAGAGGUAUCAUCGAAGUCAGUUAGCGAUGUCAGCCUUACGGGGAGUCACACAGCAGCCUCCCUUGGACAUUACGAAAAAGAGAUGCUUGCCAAACUGUUCCCUUCCACCAGACGGAAAAAUAACACUGAUACGGACUCGAAAACGUCAGAUAGCGAUGUUAACCUUGCGAGGAAUCACGAAACAGUUGCCUCCCUUGGACAUUACGAAGAAGAUAUGCUUUUUAAACUGUUCCCUUCCUCCGCACUGAACAAGAACACAAACAGAAGAUCAAAUACGUCAAAUACCAAUGACUCAAUAACAAGGAAUCACACAGCAAUAGCCUCUCUUGGUGGUUAUGAAGAAGAUCGAGCGCUUUCCAAACUGAUCCCUUUCUCGACAAUGAACCAAUACACGAAUAAGGAAUCCAAUACCCCGGAAAGCGAUACCAACCCUACUAGAAAUCACCAAACAGCCUCCUUUGCAAAUUACGAAGAAGGAGAUCAAGUGCUUUCCAGACUGUUCCCUUUCUCGACACUGCACAAAAACGCGAACAAGGAAUCCAAUACCCCGGAAAGCGAUGCCAACCCUACAGCCUCCCUUGCAAAUUACGAAGAAGAUCGAGUCCUUUCCGAACUGUUCCCUUUCUCAACACAGCACAAAAACACGAAUAAGGAAUCAAAUAUCCCGGAAAACGACACAACCCUCCUCCAUAUCACCCUGAAAGACCCCAAUGCGACCUUUCCCAAUGAUAACCUUCCAGACGGUCAACGCACAAAGCCAAACCCCGAAGUCCUGAACUAUUUCGCACGGCUAAUCGCAGACAUCAACGCAGCUGCUGAAAAUGAGUCCAACGGAGCCUCAGGACGGUACAAACUCCUCCCCGUGGCUACAGGAAGGACCAUCUUAACCUCGGAGGGAAGUGACAGCCGGGACAUGGACCAAUCUUCGUCUAGGUCCGAUGGCCACUACCUCUUGGAAUCUGAACCCACGCCAUCGACCUUUCUCUACAGUUUCCCCUUGGUGCCUUAUCCCCCUUCAGGAAACAAUGGCACAGGGUUCGAUCUUAAGGGCAAGCCACCGGAAGGGCUCUCAGAUACCCCGGAUAAGGAGUUCCAUACCACAUACGAGUCAUUGGAAGCAGGAUUGAACGCUGGAAAGACAUCAGGAAGUCAAAUAUGGGAUGAACUAACAGGAUCCAGUCCCAUAGCGGAGAAUCGACGCUUGAAACACCACGAGGAGGAUCAUGCGCUUCAACCCGACUUUCAACCCAGUGUUAAGGAAUCGGGCACUCCUGAAGGGUCUGAAGAGGUGUUGGAAUCCUCUGCGUCGGGUUUCGGGGCGGGUUACUUGGCUCACCUUCCUCGCCCGGUCCUGGUUGGUGAUGGAGUCUACCAAUACGGCUCCGGACAUCCCUUAGAGGCUGUUCCUCACUACGCCUUCGAGUACGUGGUUCGAGACCCUCUGCACGGCGGGCUGCACGGGCACACGGAGACGCGGCACGGGAAAAACACGCACGGACGCUACUUCAUCCUGCUCCCCGACGGACGGCUUCAAACCGUCACCUACAUCGCCAACGAACACGGCUAUUUCCCGCAGAUGGUCUACACAGGGGAGGCGAAACCCUUUGUGAGGCCCCCAGGGGUAUCCAAGCCUUUCUACAGAGCCCUGAAUCCUCUUUACCACAAGGACAAGUUCGUAAUGCCACAUGCGGUCCUUUUCAAGCCUAAAUCCGCUUAUGUUAUCAAGUAUGGGGAUCAGACACCCUAUUCCUCGCUUGGUGUUCCCUUCAAGCCCAAUUAUGUGACUCCAGCCCCUCUCCUGCCUGUUCUAAAGCCUGGUUAUGCUCCUGGGCUUACAACGGCUAUUCCUCCUUUGCUAACCUCACCAGCGACGUAUGUGAGCCCGUUUUCUUCACCUUAUCACAAUCACCACAAGCCUUAUCUCACUACUACGUUAGGGCCGGUCAUAUCACCUCGUCCACUCAUCGUCACGAAGUCCCAGCCACGCCCGUAUCCUUAUUCACUAACAGCGUCCAAGGUUAGUCUUCUCCCUCACUAUCCAACCCCUCAACUCACCCCGCGUCCAGUUUUCACCUCUCACCCCCCUCUCGUGACCUCCAGAAAGCCUAGUUUGACCCCUUUCCUGCCUACGGUUAAGGGGGGUUUAUCGUUCUCUCCUCUCGACUCGCAUUCUCAUGUCGUCCCUUCGUCUCCUGCUCCGUCAAAAUUCCACUCUGAUUUCUCCCCUUCUCAUCCGUCUGUCAUCCACUCCCUUCACUCGACUUCUUCGCCCCACGGCCACCACGUCUCUCAUUCGCCACCUAAGUUCUCCCAUCAUCAUCAUCAUCAUCAUCCUUCUCCCAUCCAUUUCUCAUCCACAACGCCGUAUCCUAAGCCGUUCCACCCCACCGUCAUCACCACGACCCUCAAACCGAGACCCAAGCCUCACCCUCAUGUCUUCCACGCCUCUCACGAACCUUACUUGGACCGACCUCCCUUCAGCGUCUCUGUGGCAUCGUCCGCCGAACACCAUCACCACGGAUACUCAAAGAAGGAAUCCAAACGUCCUUCUGUUAUAUCCACCACCACGAUCAUCACCUCAGAGCCGAAUCCAGAGCCUCAUAAUGUGUUCACGAUUGGGGUGACGGAGAGACCACGCCGCCUCGCCGCCAGCACCACCACAACCACGGUCGAGGGUAAAAGAUCCUUCCCAACCCUGAAACCGAAGCCGAUCUACCCUGAAACCGAGUCAGAAUCAGAAUCCCUUUACACUUCUCAUCCUCACAGCGAAAGGGACAAAGGGCAAGUCCUCGUGACCACGCCGCCGGAGUUCGCGGACGCCAGACUCAAAGGUUACAGCUCACCGAAGUCUACUGAUGUUCUUGAAGACUCGUUUCUGGGACCACUGCUAGCUAGAGGCGUGAAGGAGUCCCCGCGGAUGUUCGUUACUCCGCCAUCUGCUAAAGAGACCUUCGAGUCCCACAGCCUUAACCACGAUGAGACCACAAGCACGCCAGACCAUGAAUCUCCUUCCAAUAUACCCUCAGACACGCCGCAGACCACUAAGACCCACGAUAGCCCUCCCGAGAAGCCGUUUUCCCCAUCGAAGCCUGCCCCACACACACCCAAGAGACCUCACGUGUUAGCCCAGUCACCUUCUACUUCGUCCUCUCCUUCCGAGCACUCAGAGCCACAUAAGUACUCCAUAGACAUCAGAGUGGCCCCCGGCGCCUACCCUUCCCAUGGGACUCUCUUCCGCGCUCCAUCUCCGGCUUCGCAUCGCCACGCCCGGCAACACUCCAACCACGAAGACGCUGACGAGCCCUACAACCACUCCGUUCAGCCCGACAAAGCCCUUUCCUCCGCUCCAGUCUCCUUCGAUCCCUUUCUGAGACACGGAUCCUUCAUAAUAGACUCCAGCACGGGCGUUGAACCUUUAUCCCAUGUCCCCGAAACCUUAUCUGCAGAGCCCACGGAGUCCCAUCUCUUGGAACCACUGGAUGCGCCUGAACUUCUUCCCUGGCGACCGCUUUCAAUCCACAGUCCUCUUUCCCCUUCCUCCGUGUACCAUUCCCCACCCUCGCCCUUCCUGUACCCUUACUCCUCCUCCUCCUCCUCCUCCGUCAAACGUGAAUCCGCAGGGAGAUAUCACAGCCUGGAGGGCAUUGAGGACAGCAACAUAAGUGGAGACCAAACUCGAAAGGAAUCACCGACGCAUUCCGAACCUGAGAACUUGAAGGAGGAGGAGGAGGAAGGAUUCACGCACGGCAAUGUUGAGCACGAGGAAGCGGAGAAAGAGUAUGUGGUUCGUGUGGAAGCGUCCGUGCAUAGCCUUCCGAAUAGGGUACUCCACUUGUCUUCUCCUCCUCCUCCUCCUCCUCCUCCUCGUCCUCCUCCUCGAAGUAGCUGAAUGUGUGUGUGUGUGUGUUUGUGUGUGUAAGCUUUCGAGGUAUGGUAUAGUUGCGUUUAGCUCUUAGUUGGUCGUCUUUUGUACAUAUAGAUGUUAAUGUUAUAUCUUAAAAAUGUUGAAUAGAUGAAUAAAAUGUUA